Asterias rubens (European starfish) is the source of this 5969-nucleotide messenger RNA. RefSeq lists its product as uncharacterized. NCBI's taxonomy places the organism in Eukaryota, Metazoa, Echinodermata, Asteroidea, Forcipulatida, Asteriidae. Gene Ontology annotation, molecular function: protein binding. The transcript has 11 exons. Bases 195 to 2075 code for a protein of 626 amino acids. The record is from RefSeq and is a predicted model, not a curated record.
CUCGAGAGUGCAAUGUGCAGACUGUGCGAACACCAACAAAACAACAUGGAAAUGUCAUAAUUUACACGACGAAAAGAGAGUUUCAGUCAUCAUCACGAACGUGAGCAUUUACUUUUUUAGUCCUGCUGCUAUAAUUCCAUAAUUUGAUAUUUUCUACAAGCAAUGCAAGCGGGAAGAACAAUUUGUGACAGUGUAUGUGGAGCAUCAUGGGAAAUGUGGAGACUCACGACCUACCUCCUGUCCGACCAGAUGAGAGGAGGCAACUCAAGCUGACCAGGAAGAUUACGCAGAAGCAAUAUCAGAAGCAUGUGGAUGGCAAUGAUGACAUACCUGGUGCCCUGACCGAGCUUCCCUGGGAGUUGGUGGAUUCCAUCUCUCUUUAUGAGCACUUAGAUGCCUCCUUCAAUCUGCUCUACAGGUUACCAGCCGAGCUUCCCAUGCGUGUCCCCCAUCUGUCCCAUCUGAACCUCAGCCACAAUCGCCUUGUCGCCCUCCCGGAAAGCUUUGCCCUGCUCUUCCAUCUCAAGACACUGCUCAUACACCACAACCAAUUGCAGACGCUACCGGAGUCAUUUGUGCAUCUCGUAAAGCUGCAGAGGCUGGAUGUAUCCCAUAAUGCACUGGAGAUGCUACCGGAGACAAUGGGGAACAUGGAGUCGUUAACAAAGCUGAACGUCAGCGAUAACUUUCUGACUGUCGUACCGCCCUCCUUCGGUCAGUCGGGGAGUCUCAGAGUGAUCUUAGCGGUGAAUAAUCGAUGUGUCGUUCCACUGCAGUCGAUAUGCAAUGAAGGAUCAGACGCCAUCUUGAGAUUCUUAAAGAAACAAUGUAGAAAUGGUUUCACACCGGAAGCGACCGAACAUGGAAACAUCUUCAAGAGAGCAAGAGGUGAUGUUUUACAGUCCGCCGUCUCCAACCCCCACUCAGCAAGAGCACAGUACCUUCAGCAGCAAACAGAAACAACGAAUACAACCAGUAGAAUACGAACGCCCUUACGACCUCCAUUGGAUGCAACAACACUCGAGGCUGAUGAACUUAAAGACAAGAUUGUUGGUUUGUUGUAUGGAGCAGCUAUCGGUGACGCCCUCGGCCUCAGUACAGCUCAGAUGAGCGCAGACGAAUGCUGCUUUCAUUACGAUGAGGGCGCUCUUUCCUACCAAGACAUCAUCAUCGAUAAGUACAGGUUGCAGUGGGAGAAGGGAGAUUGGACAACGGCAUUUGAUCAAAUGGUUUUGGUGUUGGACUCUAUACUCCACUGGGCAGGGGUUGUUGACGAGUUGGAUUUUGCAAAAAGGCUUCAACAUUGGACCCAGCAUGGCUUUCUAGAGUUAGGAGACAAGCAGGGGAUUAACGGCUUCAGCAAUACUAUCGCUAAGGUGCUCUCCAAUGCAAAAUUCAGCAGCGACCCGCAUGGAGUCUCCCAAGGAUUAUGGGAUAGAUCACAUGAUCAUCUUGACGUAGAGUCAUGCGAUCAUCUUGCAGACAAUGCUGCAGUGGUGCGGGCAGCCAUUUUGGGUGUCCCACAAUUCCAUAACCUGAAGGAGGUCGCCAACAAUGCAACCAGGAUUUGCAGGGCAACGCACUUUGACCCAAGGUGUCAAGCAAGCUGUGUAGUCCUCUCCGUCCUGAUCGCCUUGCUUCUCCAAAAUAACCAAAGCCUGUGUACAUCUGCCGCGGCGCCAUUUCUCCAGUCCAUUGUUUCCAUGGCAACCGAAGCGGGGAGGAUGUUCCUGAAAGAGCCCGAGCAUCUACAAGACUUUGACGACUUCUGCAACUUGAAUGACUUUAAAAGUUGGUCUAAGCUACACCCCAACAAGUUUAGCUACACCUUCAAACCAUUAUCAGCUGCAAUGAUUGCCCUUCAAUCUGGACUCUCCUUCAGAGAGUCAAUAACGAAGCUAGUGAUGUUUGGAAGGGAUAGUCCAAGUAAUGCGAGUGUAGCCGGAGCCGUAUUGGGCUGCCGUUGUGGCUAUAAGAAGCUACCCAAAGACUGGGUGGUGAACCUCAGACCGAAGCAGACUCAGUGGUUAGACGUCAAGAUCAAUGCACUACUGGAUAUGAUGGCCAUACCAUAAAUCAACACCUCCAUUCAAUUCCAUCAGGCUUAUGAUCAUCCCAACAAGGGAUCUCAACAAAGCUACCCACAAGGGGACGCCAACGCCAAGCUGGCAACAGCAAAUCUCUCACAGACAACAAUGGCUUAACGUCUAUGACUAUUAAUUGCGCAAAUCAAGAAAUUGUUACUCAGUAAGUACACAGAUGAACAUAAUAUUUACUCUAGCCAUUGUUAAAUCAGCAAUAAGCCUGGCCAGAUUGGAACCCAUGACAUUGUGAGUGGGAGUCCUGCAGUUUCACCACUUCACCAAGGUUGACCACCUGAUUUGGUUAAACUUAGAUCUGAGAAAUGUUUUUGUGAUGGCUGCUGCACCGUGCUUUAAGAAACUGACUCCAAUAGGAUGUGGUUUCCAGGCUCUGGCAGUUCCAUAUAAAGCUGGUUUUAUGCAGCAAUAAUACAAAUAUUUAGAGAUGUAUAUUGUGCCAUUUCCACAAAAAAUUACCAGCCACGCAUUCCAUCAAGAAGUUUCAAAAACAUUAGAUAAAAAGUACUGACAAAUUUACAUACCAAAAAAUCUACAUACAGGCACAAUGACAUACAAGUUUUAUUGAAAAGAAAAGUCUUCACUUUUCACUUGAAAAUAUGAAUAGAUUGAGAGUAUUGAAUGUCAGAUGGCAGUUCAUUCCAUAGUUUGGGGGCAGCCGAUGAAAAAAGGAUCUGUCACCCAUGCUAUAAUCUCAGGAAAAGUCACAGCACAGAACACUAUUUGAGGACAACUCAAUAAGCCUAUUUGAGAUACGGUGGACACUGUUGGAGUGCACUGUUUGGUUUGGUUGUAUAACGGCAAAUUUACCCAAUUCUGAUAGUGUAGAGGGAUUGUGUCCGCCAUAUCUCAAAAAAACUUAUGUGACUAACUGACAUACCUUGAAUGAAAUCGACUUAUUUUGGGAACAACACAAGUUAAAUUCAUUGUUUUUAUUCAUUUAUACCAAAGCCAUUUUAAUUUGUUCCAAUUUUACUUGUUCCUUUCGGAACAUCUUCCAACAGUUUUAAAUUUCCAACUGGAUGCCUUCCCCUAAUUCUUUGCUCCCCUUUUCGUUUUUGGUUUUGUAUGCCUCUGACGGAGGUCUGUUCUGGAUCAAAACCUGAGGCCAUCUCCCCUAAUGUAGAGAGAGAUAUAUACAUGUAGAUAGAUAAAAUGGUUUAUUAAAAAACAAUCCUUGCAACACAAACGCUGAAUAACAAAACAAAAAUAACAUUUAAACAUCUUACAAAUGAAAUAAAAUAAGAGGGUGAGAUAAAAAUGUAAAUAUGUUACAGAAAAAUAUACACAAGCAAAAGUGUUUACCCGACCAACGAGAGACUAGGGUGCGUCAAUUAUCUGCUUACAAAAACCGCCAAAAAUGGUGGUUUGUUGCUUGCUUAAUAAUUACAACACGGUACGCUGUUUUUAUCAAAACCGUGCUAUGAGCUUCUCUGUUAGCAGCAAACAUGCGCUUACGGGUUUCAUGAUGUUGGCCCCUGAGAGUUAGUUGGAACUAAAGAGGUUGAAUGGAUGCAUGUAUACCGUCAGUAUUCUAAGUUACAACCAAUAGGCCUCGUUCAAAAAGAACAGCAGCAAAUCUUAACUGUUGUCUGUUGUCUGUUAAACCUUGACUUUAGUUUAUUGAUCCUCCAGUUUGCUUGUACAAUGUACAUACAAAGUAUGCUUUUAGUUAAUCUGUAAACCAUGAAAAUACAUCUAUGGGUAUGCAAAAACAUAUUUGGGUAUGCAAAAGAGCCAUGCAUACCGUUUACGUUUGAAAUUUAGAUGAUCACCAAAGUUUUUUUUUUAGGGUGAUGGGUGCGUUAUGCUCCACUUGUUUUGGCCAAUGCCUAUGUUAGUAAUUGGUAUUUUUCAGCCAAUUAUUGCCAUCAACACUAUCUCGAGAAAGUGCAAUGUAAUCAAAAUAAAAUGUAAAUAAUUAUAUUGGAAAAAAAUUAUCAAAUCUAUAGUAUUAUGUAUUAAAUCUCAAGGAUUAUGCUUUAUAGGGCUAUCAACAUUUGCUUUUUGUAAUAAAAUUGUACAUGAAAUGGUUGAACAGGCGUUAUUACGUCACGCGGGAGUGUUGAGAUAUUCACAAAGGUAUCCACUGCAAAGUUUGCUCAUCAAUGUCUUCCUCAGUUAAUUACUAUUAAUUGAUUUAAUAUUCAUUUGCUUCAAAUGUAUAUAUGACUUGUAAUAGUCUUAUUUUCUAAAUUUAAAUUUGACCUUUAAAAAUCUUACGGCAGAGAUUUUUAGAAGGGUUGAGCUAACUAUGAGUUAUAAUAAGAUACUUUGUAUCGAUCUAUGACUCAUUUGUGUACGUGUUUCGGAUGAAACGGUUAGGGAAAUUGGAAUUGUAAGUAAAAUGAGCAUCCCGAAGCAAGAACAUCUUGUUUUGUCCUUUGUCCCUGUACAGGUUGCCUUGAAUUGGCGGGCAAAUUGGUCUUUGAAAAGCGGUGUAAACAGUUAAAAGUAUAGUUUUCAAAACAACCGCCGGCUAAGCUAGCCUGAGCUGAAUCUGAAGCCGAAGCCGUGGAUUCUUAAAGGGCCAGAUACUAAAUUUAAGAUUCCAGUCUAAGUUGACAAUGUCUUUGAAUCCGCCUUCGGCAUCAUCGAUGUUUAUUUUGUUUUAUCUGUUUCAAGAGACCAAUAGAAACCACAUAUUCAAAACAUCCCCCUGUAAAACUUUGACUUUACCGAUUCCUUGGUUAACAAACAUCAGAUCUGAAGGUUUACUUUAGGUUGGUAUGUAACCAGUAGCCGAGGCGAAAACAAAAAAGACAUUUUUGGUGUUUUGUUGGAGGGCGGGGGACAGAGAAUACUGUAUAUAAAUUGCUUUUACCCUACAAUGGUCACAUUGUUUACGUAUACUUUUAACUAUUUUUCAAUUCCAUGUGUGUACAUGUUACUAGUGUUCCAAAUUUAUCUUACGGUUUGUUGUGGGGGCAGAUUGUCAACAUUGGUCUAUUUUAAGGCAAUAAUGAGUAUCAUUUAUAUGCUUUGGGAGACUCAAGCAAGUGACUUUUAUUUGCAGUUUUUAGAUGCAUGGAUUAGUAAUGGUUAGGGGGAGGGGAAGAUUUUAAAACGAUUUCAAUGUGUAUGGUCAGAAACAAAAUUAAUUUGUUUUCGUAUCUAUAUAAGUGUAUGGUUGAAAACAAAGUGAGCGAAUUCAGAAUCGAAAAGCAUUUGGUCAGAAACAAAAUGAAUAAAUUCAAAUCGUAAAUAGUAUAUGGUUGUAAACAAAAUGAACGAUUUCAAUUCAAAAAGUAUAUGCUUGGGAAAACAAAUGAUUUUUUUUUUUUUAAAUCAAUAUAUAUAGAUGGUCAGAAACAAAUAAAAGUCGAAAAGUGUUUGUUAUGAAACAAAAUGAACGAUUUCAAAAUCGAACGUGCAAUUUUUAGCGUCGAAAACAAAUGACGAUUGCCAAAGUUGAGAAGGAUGUUAGGGCCUAUAUGGUUGGAAACAAAAUGAACGAGUUCGACUAAAAAAGUAUAUGGUUUAGAAAACGAAUGAAAUUUUUCGAAAUCGAAAUAAUGUAGAUGGUCAGAAACAAAUAAAAGUCGAAAAGUGUGGUAUGAAACAAAAUUAACCAUUUCCAAAUCGAAAAGUAUAUGGUCGGAAACAAAAUGAACGAUUUAAAAUUCCGAAAGUGUAUGACCGGAAACAAAAUUCUGAAUCGAAAAGUAUAUGGUCGGAAACCAAAUUUACGAUUCUCUAAUCGAAAAGUAUAUGUCGGAAACAAAAUAAACGAUUUCAAUAUCAAGGGAAUUCCAUUUUUGUUUGUAGCGGAAUCUAAAGUGUGAAAAAUAUCCUAGCCUUAAAGGCAGUGGACACUAUUGGUAAUUACUCUAAAUAAUUAUCAGCAUAAAACCUCACUUGGUAACGACC